Messenger RNA from Solanum tuberosum (potato), 774 nucleotides. RefSeq names its product late embryogenesis abundant protein 2-like. Gene Ontology annotation, cellular component: nucleus. The record is from RefSeq and is a predicted model, not a curated record. The coding region runs from base 111 to 605 and encodes 164 amino acids. The transcript has 2 exons. Lineage: Eukaryota; Viridiplantae; Streptophyta; Magnoliopsida; Solanales; Solanaceae.
ACUUCAAUCUGCUUAUAACAAUCUUCCCAUAUAUACUAUACUAUUGCUCUUCUGCUUUUUGCUUAAUUUUGUGCACAUCUAUUUCAGUUUGUUACUUCAACACUGCAACAAUGUCCCACGAGCAGAGCUACAGAGCUGGUGAAACCAAGGGCCAAACCCAGGCGAAGGUUGGUCAAACACUGGAAAGCAUGAAAGACAAGGCCCAAGCAGCGAAGGACAAAACUUCGGAGACGGCACAUGAUAAGACAAGUGGAGCAGCUCAGGCAACCCAUGAUAAGACGAGCGGAGCAGCUCAAGCUACUAAGGAUAAGGCAGCUGGAGCGGCUCAGGCAACCAAAGAUAAGACAAGUGGAACAGCUCAGGCUACGAAGGAGAAGGCUAGUGGAGCAGCUCAGGCUACUAAAGAGAAGGCUUCAGAAAUGAUGGAGUCGGCUAAAGAAACGGCUCAAGCUGGUGAAGAGAAAGCUGGGGGAAUCCUCCAGCAGACUGGACAACAAGUGAAGAGCAUGGCUCAAGGUGCUGCUGAUGCUGUGAAGCACACUUUUGGUAUGGCUGAUACUGAUGAAGAUCCUGAUGUUACAAAAGACAAAACUUUAAAUCACUAAACUAGCCUAGUCUAGUGGUUUUUUUUUAAACUUGGAUCUCUUUAAUUUCUUUCUUGAUGGAUUCAAGUAGUCAUGUAUCUUGCGUGUUUAGCAGCUGCUUGUUUGUUUCUUUGAAGUUCCCCCCCUUUUGAGGGGGAUAUAAUAAAACAUUUGCACUUCUUUGUACGUA